AUAGAUUGUGUGGCAUAGAUUGAGAUAGCCUUUCUUAGAUCUGCAUUCUCUGUGAAAAAUCACCACACAUACCUGCAUACAUUCACAGAGGAGAGGUAGCUUGAAAACCUAGAAGAGAGAAAUGGCGAACAUGAUCAUGGCUUCCUCCAAAGCCCCAAUCACAUCCACCCCUUCCACCUGUUCCUCCACAAGAAUCAAGGUCCUCCCCAAAUUAGCCUUGCCCAGUAUCCCAAAACCCCACCAACUCCUCUCCCUGACCGCUUCUUCCCUCAAGUCCAUUUCUGUAAUUCUUGCAGCCACCUCCUUCUCACUUUCACAGGCACCUCCCUCCUUGGCUGAAGAAUUCGAAAAGGCGGCGCUUUUCGACUUCGAUUUGACACUCCCUAUUAUUGCGGCUGAAUUCUUGUUCCUCAUGUUUGCUUUGGACAAGAUUUAUUACAGCCCUCUGGGGAAAUUUAUGGAUGAAAGGGAUGCAGCUAUAAGGGAGAAGCUGAGCAGCGUAAAGGACACUUCUGCAGAGGUGAAACAGUUGGAAGAUCAGGCUACGGCUGUGAUGAAGGCUGCUAGGGCAGAGAUAUCGGCUGCGUUGAACAAGAUGAAGAAGGAGACUCAGCUUGAGGUGGAGCAGAAGAUAGCUGAGGGGAGGAAGAAAGUGGAGGCUGAGUUGCAAGAGGCUUUAGCUAAUUUGGAUAAGCAGAAGGAGGAUACUAUUAAGGCUCUCGACUCGCAGAUUGCUGCUCUUAGUGAGGAUAUUGUCAAGAAGGUCCUCCCUGUUUCUUGAAGUUCUUGAUCAUGCGAUUGUAACUUGUCCAUUUGUAUUAUCUUAAGGUCUUACUUACUGUAUCAAAUACUCAAAAUGUUGCCUAUUUUAUUUUUAAUAGUUUUGUAAUUAAUAUGGAAUUUAAUAUUUGUCAAUUCAUAAGAAUCUUGUAAAGCUC
Molecule: messenger RNA, 938 nt
Organism: Olea europaea var. sylvestris
Lineage: Eukaryota; Viridiplantae; Streptophyta; Magnoliopsida; Lamiales; Oleaceae
Product: ATP synthase subunit b', chloroplastic
Exons: 1
Coding region: 122-781 (219 amino acids)
Biological process (GO): proton motive force-driven ATP synthesis
Molecular function (GO): proton transmembrane transporter activity
Source: RefSeq, a predicted model, not a curated record